Molecule: messenger RNA, 973 nt
Organism: Drosophila takahashii
Lineage: Eukaryota; Metazoa; Arthropoda; Insecta; Diptera; Drosophilidae
Gene: RpL22-like
Product: Ribosomal protein L22-like
Biological process (GO): cytoplasmic translation
Cellular component (GO): ribosome
Molecular function (GO): structural constituent of ribosome; RNA binding
Source: RefSeq, a predicted model, not a curated record
UAAGAGUUCUACAAAGAAAUAACUAUUGUGUUAAUAUUAGUUUAUACCUAGAAAUGAAACCGCUGACUGGAAAGAAGAAGGGGGCGUUCUCAAGGGCCACAGAAACGCCAAAGAAAGCUCAAGCUAAGGUGGCCACUCCAGAGGCCGCAGCUCCUGCUAAAUCUUCUGCCCCACCAGUGUCUUCUAAGAAAGUAGCCAAAGCUCCAGCCGUGGCUCUGAAGAAUCUCGAGUUGGCCAGGAAGGAGUCGGCUAUAAAGAUCGCCGAAAAUGCUGUCUCUUCGGCCAAGAAAGCUGCCGAGACUUCUGGCAAGAAAUUGGGUGCGAUUUCGGAAACUUCAGCGCCGUUGCAUGUUAAGAAGAGGUCUGCACCUCCAACACGUGAGAAUGCCAGGAAACCCGCUGCCAAAAAGGUAUCCCCAAUACAACCGCCCAAGGAGAAAUCCCCGCCAGCCCCAAAGCCCGAAAAGAAGGAAGUCGUAGCACCCAAACCGGAACCAGCUCCUGAAACUACAGGAAAAAAGGCUGCUGCCCCGGCUAAACCAAAACCCAAGCCGAAACGCCCGAAGAAUGUGCUGCGCGGAAAGAGGAUGGCCAAAAAGAAGGUCUGGCAACGCUUCGUCAUCGAUUGCGACUGCGUGGCCGAGGAUUUGAUCCUGGAUGUCGCCGACUUCGAGAAGUAUUUGAAGACCCACAUCAAGGUGAAGAACAAGAUCAACCAGCUGAACGAUCUGGUGACCUUCGAGCGGAUCAAGAACUCCUCGCUGGUGAUCCACACUGCGGUGCACUUCUCGAAGAGGUACUUCAAGUACUUGGCCAAGCGCUAUCUCAAGAAGCACAGCCUGCGCGAUUGGGUGCGAGUUGUGUCCACCGGCAAGGAGACCUUCACCAUGCGCUACUUCAAGAUCCAGGGACAGGAUGACGACGACGAUGAUGACGAACCGGUGGCGAAGACCAAACUCUAGAGUGUAUCCUU